This is a messenger RNA of Vicugna pacos (alpaca), 1437 nucleotides long. The record is from RefSeq and is a predicted model, not a curated record. Lineage: Eukaryota; Metazoa; Chordata; Mammalia; Artiodactyla; Camelidae.
CGUGACGCGAGGAGGCUCGGCCAAUGGGGACGCUCCGCGGCACCGGCCGAGCCGCCAGCCUAUAAAAUGGGGGCUCUACCGCGCUCUCCAGUCUCGACUGUUCCGGAUUUGGAACCUGUUGGUAGCUUUUGGCCUACUUUCCUCAGGUGCCUCCGCCCAUUGACGGUCGGCGAAGUUCACCUGCAGCUCCUGACGCGUCCGAGGUCCCUCCGGAGAGGCAGCGGCGGGUCCAUGGAGAAGGGCCCGGGGCGGGUGCCGGCUAAGCCGCGGGGGGCCAGGUGCAGCAAUGGGUUCCCUGAGGGGGAGCCGCCACGGCCCAGGCCAAGUCCUCCCACAGAGAAGACGCCGCGGCCGGAGAGCAAGAGCGCUCAGCCGGCGGACGGCUGGAAGGGCGAGCGGCCCCGCAGCGAGGAGGACAACGAGCUGAACCUACCCAACCUGGCGGCCGCCUACUCGUCCAUCCUGCGAUCGCUGGGCGAGGACCCCCAGCGGCAGGGGCUGCUUAAGACGCCCUGGAGGGCGGCCACGGCCAUGCAGUUCUUCACCAAGGGCUACCAGGAGACUAUUUCAGAUGUCCUAAACGACGCUAUAUUUGAUGAAGAUCAUGAUGAGAUGGUGAUUGUGAAGGACAUAGAUAUGUUUUCCAUGUGUGAACAUCAUCUAGUUCCCUUUGUUGGAAAGGUCCACAUCGGUUAUCUUCCUAACAAGCAAGUUCUUGGCCUCAGCAAACUUGCUAGGAUUGUAGAAAUCUAUAGUAGAAGAUUACAAGGUAAACUUUUAAACUAUUUUGUUUACAGAAAAACUUUUUCUUAAGGAAAAAGUAUUUUUUGUUCUUAUUAUAAGUGUAAUACAUACGACUUUAAAAAUUAAAACCUCAUAAGAACAUAAAACAAAGUCCACUGUGUUUCUCCAGAACAAAUCAUUGUAUUUGCAUAUUUCUUCACAUUUUGUUGCAUAUACUAACAUUUAAAAAUCAACUUAUUUUUAUUAUAAUGUAUUUGAAAAUGGGCUUCACUUUCUUUUUUCCCUACUUUCUUUUCACUUAACAUCUUAAACUUUUUUUUUUCACAUACAUGUAACUAUCUCAUUUAUUCUGUUGUGUAUUUAGCAUUCCAUUGUAUGGCUGUACUGUGGUUUGAUUUAACUAACCCCUGCUCUCAUUUGGGGAUUUUGUCAGUUUUCAAAUAGAUGCAGUGCUCCAGUGAAUGCUUACAUGUUUUCUAAGAUGAGUUGUUUAUUCAGCACAGGAACUGCAUUAUUUAGGUUAAAUCGUUGGUUUUCAACAUUGCUCUAAGUACAAUUCAGUAAUUGGACUGUAGCGCCUCUGUUAAUCCUGUUGCAAGCUAUUUAUUCAUUUGCUUUACUCUGCGUCCAUGGGGGUACUUGUCAAUAUUCUGUUGGUCUUUCUGUGCACCUAAGGGACAGUCACCAUUCUAA